CUAGAAGCUUCCACACCCUUCCCUCCAGGCUCCGGACAAAUCUCGUCUGGCUCUCUUUCUAUUACCGUCCCUGUUACAAACAAUCCCACCCAACGCCGCCACCGGAACGUCUGUUCUUCCACCACCAAUUCAAGCUACUCAAAACCCGAAUAACGCAUUAGUAUUUAGUAGUAUCAUCACCAAUCAAUCAGAAGAAGAAGAAGAAAGAACACAGUAGCGGAAGAUAUGGGCGUCGAUUAUUACAAGAUCUUACAGGUCGAUAAAAACGCCAACGACGAUGAUCUUAAGAAAGCAUACAGGAAGCUUGCUAUGAAGUGGCACCCUGAUAAAAAUCCCAACAACAAAAAAGAAGCCGAAGCCAAGUUCAAGCAGAUCUCUGAAGCCUAUGAUGUUCUCAGUGAUACCCAGAAGAGAGCUAUCUAUGACCAAUAUGGCGAGGAGGGACUUAAAGGGCAAGUUCCUCCACCCGGUGGGGCUUCCUUCUUCCAAAGCGGAGAUGGCCCGAAUGUGUUCAGAUUCACUUCUAGAAGUGCAAACGACAUUUUUGCGGAGUUCUUCGGCUCCUCGAGACCGUUCGGAGGCAUGGGAGGAGGCGGAGCUAUGAAAGGCGGUUCGAGGUUCCCUGGUGGUGGUGGUGGUUAUUUUGGGGACGAUAUAUUUGGGUCGUUCAGGGAGAGCUCCAUGAAUCAGGCUCCCCGUAAGGCUGCUCCAAUAGAGAAUCACUUGCCAUGUAGCCUUGAGGAGCUUUAUAAGGGAACUACCAAGAAAAUGAAGAUCUCAAGAGAGAUCACCGACAUAAGUGGGAAAAGCAUGCCAGUGGAAGAAAUUCUAACCAUUGACAUUAAGCCCGGCUGGAAGAAGGGGACGAAAAUCACGUUCCCUGAGAAAGGGAAUGAGCAGCCAAAUGUUAUCCCUGCAGACCUUGUAUUCAUCAUUGAUGAGAAACCACAUGAUGUUUUCACAAGGGAUGGAAACGACCUAGUUGUCACACAGAAGAUAUCACUUGCCGAAGCCUUGACGGGUUACACUGUAAACUUAAAGACACUUGAUGGUAGGAGCCUGAGCGUACCCAUUAACAAUGUGAUCCACCCAAGUUAUGAGGAGAUCAUCCCAAGAGAGGGAAUGCCACUACAGAAGGACCCUUCAAAGAGGGGAAACUUGAGAAUCAAGUUCAACAUCAAGUUCCCUACGAGACUAACCUCUGAGCAGAAGGCUGGAGUCAAGAGACUGCUGAGUGCCUGAGUUGAGUCUGGCGGUUAAAAAUUUGCAGGGGCGACACAUGUGAAUAUUUUUCUCAGAAGGCUGUGUAGCUGGAUAUGUAGUUGGGUGCGGUUCAAUAUAUUUGUAAUUUAGUUGAGUAUAAACUUCAUUUUUUGAUGGUCCAAUUUAUUUUUGUUAGAUGUUUGUUUCCAUAUACUAGGCGAUUGAUUUUCUUGAGAUGGAAUAUACAUUGUAAUUUAUUUCAAGGUGAGAAAAAAAAAAGAACCUACUCAAAGUGAUUGUCAUUAGUUGAUUUCUCUGUUUCUUGACCA
Molecule: messenger RNA, 1532 nt
Organism: Nelumbo nucifera (sacred lotus)
Lineage: Eukaryota; Viridiplantae; Streptophyta; Magnoliopsida; Proteales; Nelumbonaceae
Cellular component (GO): cytosol
Molecular function (GO): protein-folding chaperone binding
Source: RefSeq, a predicted model, not a curated record